Messenger RNA from Trichoderma asperellum CBS 433.97, 857 nucleotides. NCBI's taxonomy places the organism in Eukaryota, Fungi, Ascomycota, Sordariomycetes, Hypocreales, Hypocreaceae. The record is from RefSeq and is a predicted model, not a curated record.
UCAGCCUCGACUUAGAUACCCAUCAGAUAUAAUUUGCGUACAGCCCAAUUCAAGCCACUGAUAACCGUAUAAACUUUUACCCAAGCCUUCACGUGAGCAAAAUUCAGAAACGUGCAUCAAAUAUGCUUUGCGGACGUUUUCAAGGGAUCCAAUACUCCACGAUACUGCACACAAACAGCCUUGUUGCGCACCGGCACGUUCAAGCUGUCUCUCUUCAGCAGCAUCAACCACCUCCUACUGGGUAUUACCCGUCAAUAUUACCAAUAUGUACCAGCAGCGGCGCCCAGAAGCUCCAGCCCUCAACGCUUCUUCCUGAGGUACAGGAACACCCACUCUUUAACCCGCAAGUACCUGCAUGGUACCUCAAGCCGCUGCAAUGGCCACCGCAUAAUGUCCGUAUCGGCUCCGUACCUACAACAGCCAAGCGAAUCUUGCUCCUCUAUUGCAUCGCAUCCCCAACGAAAAAUAAUGACUCUCACUCACAGCCACAUUGCAUUUCGAAAGCCCAGAUUCCACAUCAUUCGCGCAACGGAUAUAUCGUCGCAAAAAAAGAAGAAGAAGAAAAGCCACCGAGUAGAAGAAAAAAAAAAUUAAUGAAUAAAAUAAAAAAUAAAUUACUGCCACUUGGCCAUACUACUACCUAGUACUAGUAAAUCUGAACAAUGGUGGUGGCGCCCAUGGCGAGCUACUGUAAUUUUUCUAUUUUUUUUCUCCAGAGUUUCUCAAUCCGCCAUCCACGUUUGGACACAACUAUAAAUUAUCAUUCCCACUUGCGUGCCGACGUACCUACCUGGUUGAAAAGAUCAUGUUUCCGGAACCUACCGACCUAAGGUAGUUAGUACUGGUAACCAACUCUA